Messenger RNA from Saccharomyces mikatae IFO 1815, 1587 nucleotides. RefSeq names its product dynein intermediate chain (gene PAC11). Bases 1 to 1587 code for a protein of 528 amino acids. The transcript has a single exon. Lineage: Eukaryota; Fungi; Ascomycota; Saccharomycetes; Saccharomycetales; Saccharomycetaceae. Gene Ontology annotation, cellular component: cytoplasmic dynein complex. Gene Ontology annotation, biological process: transport along microtubule. Gene Ontology annotation, molecular function: dynein light chain binding; dynein heavy chain binding. The record is from RefSeq and is a predicted model, not a curated record.
AUGGAGCGAUUGAAGGAGCUGGAGGAGAAGAGAAGACAAUUGAAGGAGCUGCGUGAGAGGCGGAAACAAACCAGCUUGUUCCCAGCCAUCGAGGCGAUGGGCAACUUGCCCAUAGGGGUGCAAGCCAAAACAACUAUGGUGAGUGUUUCUGUACAGACAGAGAAGGAGGAAACCUCGAAAACUCAAGAGCCUGAGCCCACGUAUCCCCGACGCAAAGAAGUGGUAACAUACGAUAAAGGCAUUCAAACAGACCGGGUCGAACAAGAACUGCAACAAGAGGACGACAUUUCCACCGCUGCUGCUGCCGCUACUAUGGUCGUCGAGAAUAGUAACACCAAAAGUGAAGACACGCAGCCAAGAUUGGAACUGGCCAAACCUUUUCUCAUUGAAGAGGCGGCAGCAACAUUGAAUGACGCUAGCUUUGCGCAGCUGGAGGCGGCAGUUUCGGCAACAGGCGAUGAGGCAUCAUCGGAGAUGCAACAAGAUGCAGAUGGUCCGAUGCAAUGGUCCAUGGUAAGUAAGAACGUACGCUCAGAAGCCGAUUGCCAUCUCAUCGCACAGGAAUAUGACCCUCAAAAAGGUAUCUUAGUCGUAGUGUAUGUUCGACUGCCACCGAUAGAUCAUCAGUAUGCUAGCAAUGAGGCAGCAUGGUCCGUUGUCAACGUGGUGAAGUGUGACAGCGCCAACGGUUGCAAUGGUCUGCUGGUGGAUAUGGCGGAGUUUCGCGGUACACGGAUCGUGACAGCCACAAUUCUCCGCCGUAAUCACCAAGAAAGUCAGGUAGUAUCGAUUCUGCUGACCACGUUAACUGGCAAGGUCAUAUUGUACGAACUUAGGUUGAAGCAGAAGAACCAAGAAGCACCGGUAGUGUAUGUUGUGCAGCGGAAUAUGGUUGCAAGACACUACUUUCAUCACCCAGUGAUGGCUGUACUCGAGACAAGUGCUGUACGGGGCCAAGAGAAAGUGCUUGUUGCAGCGGAUAAUGGCACUAUUAUCGAGUUGAGCUGCUUAGACCUGACCUUAUUGCGGAAGCCACAGCAGCUUCGUCCCGUGCCGCUAUCGCAGCUUUUAUCGCUAGAGACUGAGAAUAGUGCAUAUAUAGCUAGACUGCAGCGCUUAGCGAAGUUCGACGAUGUAGGUAUUGCCAGCGUCGCACAUUCGCAUGAAGACCCGCAGCAUGUCUGGAUUGGUGGCGAGGACGGUGGUAUUUACAAGGUUUUCUGGGACCAGCCUGGCCCACUAUACCUAGCAAUAAACAAUAAUGGAUUUCAGCCAGUAGAAUGUCACUCUACCAGAGUUACCGCAUUGGAGUUCUAUUGGGACGAUGCUCGGCGGCUAAUGCUUCUGUUAUCAUGUUCAACGGACUGGACAGUGCGGUUGUGGGACGCGCGAGCAGGAAAAACUGCCAUUGAAAGGCCGCUAUUGUUAGGGGCGCCAGUACUCCGUGCACGUUGGCUUGAACACGAUGAAGGGGGAAAUAGUCGCAUCCUACGGUGCGGUGUGUGGUGUGCAGAUGGACGUUACGUUGUCGUAAAAUGGGCUUUUGAUUCGAACAUGUCUCUUUACACGGCAACAGUUAUCUCCUAA